Centrocercus urophasianus (Greater sage-grouse) is the source of this 1277-nucleotide messenger RNA. RefSeq names its product R3H domain-containing protein 2-like. The transcript is spliced from 12 exons. Gene Ontology annotation, molecular function: nucleic acid binding. The record is from RefSeq and is a predicted model, not a curated record. Lineage: Eukaryota; Metazoa; Chordata; Aves; Galliformes; Phasianidae. The annotation marks the transcript as partial.
UUCUGCCCCUUUUUGGCAGGUGCCCGUCGCUGCGUCGCAGGGCUCUGAAGAUGUCCAACAGCAACACGGCGCAGGAGUCCCUGGAAAUAAUGAAGGAGUCAGAAAAAAAGGUGGUUGAGGAAUCCGUGGGCAAAACCAAACACGUAUCCAGGUCACCCAGCAAGGAGGAGGCUGAGAAGGACGGGGGGGAGGAGGUCAGCGUGCGUCAGGAGGCGCAGAGGCGGACGUCAGGCCACGGGCACGCCAGAAAAAGAGCCAAGUCUAAUUCAAAGCUUAAGCUGGUCAGGAGCUUGGCUGUGUGUGAAGAAUCGUCCAGCCCCUUUGUAGAUGGGCUGCUGGAGUCCCAGGACAUCAUUCAGCUGCGUGUGAGCUGCCCCUCCGACAAGGAAGAGGAAAAGUCCUCGAGAGAUGGGGCUGAGAAAGAAGAGAAAGAGAAGAGUAAAGACAAGGCACCAAGGAAGAUGCUGUCUCGAGAUUCCAGCCAGGAAUACACGGACUCCACCGGCAUAGAUUUGCAUGAGUUUUUAGUAAAUACACUGAAAAAAAACCCGAGGGAUAGAAUGAUGCUGCUAAAGUUAGAACAGGAGAUUCUGGAAUUUAUUAGUGAUAGCAACAAUCAGUUUAAGAAGUUCCCUCAGAUGACCUCGUACCACAGGAUGCUGCUGCACCGCGUGGCCGCCUACUUUGGCAUGGACCAUAAUGUUGACCAAACUGGGAAGGCAGUCAUUAUCAACAAGACCAGUAACACACGAAUUCCCGAGCAGAGGUUCUCUGAGCACAUCAAAGAUGAGAAGAACGCCGAGUUUCCCCAGCGGUUUAUCCUAAAACGCGAUGACACCAGCAUGGACCGGGACGAUAACCAGAUCAGACUCCCCUUGCAGGAUGGGAGGAGGAGCAAAUCUAUAGAAGAGCGAGAGGAGGAAUACCAGCGGGCCAGGGAGCGGAUAUUUGCACGAGAGACUGGCCAGAACGGAUUUCUCACCGACAGCAGGGGCAACCGGGACGCUUUGAACCGGGCCUCGGGCAGCCGCCAGAGCAGCACGGAGAGCGAGAUGAAGUCGCUGGAGCCUCGGCCGUGGAGCAGCACGGACUCAGACGGCUCCAUCCGCAGCCUGCGGCCGCCCGUCACCAAAGCCAGCAGCUUCAGCGGCAUCUCCAUCCUGACGCGGGGCGACAGCAUCGGGAGCAGCAAAGGCGGCGCUGCCAGCAGGGCGCCUCGGGCAGGCCUGGUUCUCGGUGCCCCCGAGGCGUGCAGCCAACCCCCUUCAUCGCAGCCC